Molecule: messenger RNA, 1256 nt
Organism: Nematostella vectensis (starlet sea anemone)
Lineage: Eukaryota; Metazoa; Cnidaria; Anthozoa; Actiniaria; Edwardsiidae
Product: peroxisomal trans-2-enoyl-CoA reductase
Exons: 7
Coding region: 2-910 (302 amino acids)
Biological process (GO): phytol metabolic process
Cellular component (GO): peroxisome
Molecular function (GO): trans-2-enoyl-CoA reductase (NADPH) activity
Source: RefSeq, a predicted model, not a curated record
AAUGGUACCCUACGUCGCUGUUGAUUCCAAGAUGGCGGCCGCUUGGAGGUCUGUUUUUCGCGAGGGCUUGUUUGAUGGAAAAGUAGCAAUCGUAACGGGUGGGGGCACUGGGAUAGGCAAGGCAAUUGCAGCAGAGCUCCUUAGCUUGGGAAGUAAAGUGGUAAUCGCAUCAAGAAGUGAGGAAAAAUUACAGAAAGCUGCAGUCGACCUUGAGAAGUUUAUUCCUCCGUCUUCUUCUGCUGAAGUCAAAGUUAUUCCAUGCAAUAUCAGAAAAGAAAGCCAGGUCACUAAUCUAAUGAAGUCCACCCUGUCUAGUUAUGGCCGGAUAGACUACCUGGUUAAUAAUGGUGGCGGCCAGUUCCUGUGCCCAGUGUCUAACAUGUCUUACAAAGGCUGGAAUGCAGUCAUAGACACAAACCUGAAUGGAACAUUUCUAUGUUGCACAGAAGCCUACCGACUUUGGAUGUCCGAACAUGGUGGAUCUAUUGUCAAUAUUAUUGUAGACUUUUUCAAAGGAUAUCCAAAUAUGGCCCACACUGGUGCAGCGCGGGCUGGUGUACACAAUUUGACAAUGAGCUUGGCGGUAGAGUGGAUCUCAAAUGGAAUUCGCAUCAACAAUGUAGCUCCGGGUGUCAUAUUUUCAGAAACAGCAGCUGCCAACUACCCCAUUCCAGACUUGUUUGAGAAAAUCAGACAAACCCUACCAGCAAAAAGAUGUGGGGAAACAGAGGAGGUUUCAGGUGCGGUGUGUUUCCUGCUAUCGCCAGCAGCCUCAUACAUCACAGGUUCCACAAUCAAAGUAGAUGGUGCCUCAAGUCUGGUGUUUGCAAAUGCCAUGAAAAUACCUGAUCAUAAUAAUAUGCCACUCUUUGAUGACAGAGAUGACUCAAACCCAAAAAGCAAGUUAUAGAAGUUAGGUUACUACAGCUGCCGACUAGACAUAAUUACAGUAAAAAAACUGUAUAUUGUAUCUAGGUCAUAUGAAUCUAUGAGGCCAUGAGGCUCAAGAUGGGACUAGUAUUACUCGCAUGAUAUAAUUAAUUUAGCUGGCUUAUCUCUGGCUAAUAAAUGUUUAUUCCCCAAUGCCCAUAUUUUAAUGACUGGUGGAUUUGUGUCCACUGAGUUCAUGUUUAUAAUUUUGUUCCAUUUAUUCCUCCAACUUUUCUUUAUUGCCUUUUCUUUAUUGCCAACUUUUCUUUAUUGACUCACUGUCAACUGUUUUGUUCCUUCUCCUCAAUAAAGUUGUCAUUCGCCUA